Molecule: messenger RNA, 2681 nt
Organism: Rhinolophus ferrumequinum (greater horseshoe bat)
Lineage: Eukaryota; Metazoa; Chordata; Mammalia; Chiroptera; Rhinolophidae
Gene: FAM20C
Product: FAM20C golgi associated secretory pathway kinase
Exons: 10
Coding region: 226-1980 (584 amino acids)
Biological process (GO): protein phosphorylation
Cellular component (GO): Golgi apparatus
Molecular function (GO): protein serine/threonine kinase activity
Source: RefSeq, a predicted model, not a curated record
GCGGCCGCUCAGGAGAGACGAGAGGGAACGGCCCCGAGAUGGCUCGGCAAGCGGGCGCUUUGGCGGUGGGCGCCUUACACGUGGUGCGGGCCCGGGGACAGCCCCGGAGCUGGUAGCUGUCCGACGCCAGAUGGACCUUGACCCGAGCCGCAGCACCGCGUUCGUGCCCAGCCGACACUAGAGGGGCACGCGCGGAGCACGCUCCGGAGGCGCUCGGCCGCGAGGAUGAUCCCGCUGCGCCGGUUUCGUGCGCUCAUCCUGGCGGUGUUCCUGGCGGCCUGCGCGCUGCACAUCGUGCUGGACCUGCUGCCGAAGCUGGGACGGCGCGCGGCUCGGCCCUCCGGGGAGCCCGGCUGCUCCUGCGCGCAGCCCGCGGCCGAGGCGGCGGCCCCCGGCUGGGCCAAGGCUCGGGGACGCCCCGGGGAGCCUCCGGCCCCCGCUUCCGCCGCCGCGGGAGACUCGGGCUGGCCCAACAAACACACGCUUCGCAUCCUGCAGGACUUCAGCUCCGACCCUUCCUCCAACCUCACGUCCCACUCGCUGGAGAAGCUGCCGCCUGCAGCCGAGCCGGCCGAGAGUGCAUUGCGGGGCCCGGAUCCCGGCGCCCCGAGACCUCGUGACCCAGCGCACCGGCCGCUGCUCCGAGACCCUGGCCCCCGUCGGUCGGUGCCACCCCCAGGCCCCAGCGGAGACGGCUCCCUCUUGGCCAGGCUGUUCGAACACCCACUGUACCAGGUCGCGGUGCCUCCGCUGACGGAAGACGACGUCCUCUUCAAUGUGAACAGCGACAUCAGAUUUAACCCCAAGGCGGCGGCGGAGAGUCCCAACUGGCCACCCGGAGGUCCUGAGGACGAAGCGUUCUUACCCACCGGGGAGGCAGCCGUGGACGCCUAUCCCAACUGGCUCAAGUUCCACUUGGGCAUUAAUCGGUACGAGCUGUACUCCAGGCGCAGCCCAGCGGUCGAAGCGCUGCUGGGUGACCUCGGCGCGCAGAAGAUAACCAGUGUCGCCAUGAAGUCGGGGGGCACUCAGCUGAAGCUCAUCAUGACGUUCCAGAAUUACGGGCAGGCGCUGUUCAAACCCAUGAAGCAAACGAGAGAGCAGGAGACACCCCCUGACUUCUUCUAUUUCUCGGACUACGAGAGGCACAAUGCGGAGAUUGCAGCCUUCCACCUGGACAGGAUCCUGGACUUCCGCCGGGUCCCUCCCGUGGCUGGCAGGAUGAUCAACAUGACCAAGGAAAUCCGGGACGUCACCCGAGACAAGAAGCUAUGGCGGACUUUCUUCAUCUCUCCAGCCAACAACGUCUGCUUCUACGGGGAGUGUUCCUACUACUGCUCCACAGAGCACGCCCUGUGUGGGAAGCCGGACCAGAUAGAGGGCUCGCUGGCGGCCUUCCUGCCAGACCUGUCGCUGGCCAAGAGGAAGACGUGGCGGAACCCCUGGCGACGCUCGUACCACAAGCGCAAGAAGGCAGAGUGGGAGGUGGACCCUGACUACUGCGAGGAGGUGAAGCAGACGCCCCCCUACGAUGGUGGCCAACGCAUCCUGGACGUCAUGGACAUGACCAUCUUCGAUUUCCUCAUGGGAAACAUGGACCGCCAUCACUACGAGACUUUUGAGAAGUUUGGGAACGAGACGUUUAUUAUCCACUUAGACAACGGAAGAGGGUUUGGAAAAUAUUCGCACGAUGAGCUUUCCAUUCUUGUGCCUUUACAGCAGUGCUGCAGGAUCAGAAAGUCCACCUACCUGCGGCUACAGCUCCUGGCCAAGGAGGAGUACAAGCUGAGCCUGCUGAUGGCGGAGUCCCUGCGCAAGGACAGGGUGGCCCCCGUGCUGUACCGGCCGCAUCUGGAGGCCCUGGACCGGCGGUUGCGCGUAGUGCUACGCGCCGUGGGGGGCUGCGUGGAGAAGGACGGGCUGCACAGCGUCGUGCACGAUGACCUGGACGCUGAGCACAGAGGCUCCACCCAGAGGUAGUGACCGCGAGCCGCUGGCCUGCGCUGCGGAGGGGCACGUGCGCCUGCGCUGUGAGUUGGGGACCUCGGGAACACGCGGCCCUUUGGCGGUGGGUCCCACAGGACACAUCUUCCUCGUUUUCAAGACCAGAAGAGGCUGGGGAGGGGGCGCUCUGUGCUCAGGACAGAGGCGGUCUGGCGGCAGGCGACCCACCCUUUUGUGUGGAAGGGAAGCCUUUACUUACGAUUUUGUAUUUAUACACGGAUUCGACGAUAUAAGCAGAGAGCCCAGACCACCCACCAAGUUCACACAAGAAGGCCACUGCCCCUCGGCAAGUCCCUGUGAAAGUCCUCAUGCUCUGGACCUGACUUCAAAUAAAAACUCUCCUUCUCCCUUCCCUGGGCCACACUCGCAGGCCCGAGCGUCCCGGCAGAGGCUGCAGGAGGCCCCUGGUGGUAGUCACUUCACGGACGCGCACGCCCACAGGCGGACACUUGUGCCUCCGGUUCUCCAGCCUCUGCACCGCGCCUUGCAGCGCCGGGACUUUCCGGUGUUGGCAGAGGCCGUAGCUGAACAUGCACUCUGCACACCUGUGCUCUGCACACCUGGUGCAAAUGCCACACGCGGGUCCUGUGCGGCUGUGGCAGCAGGCUCACCCUUGCUGCGUUUUUGUGGAAUAGUUUGCAAUGUGAUAAAGUGCAAUAAAGAUACAGCAAACAUGU